This is a messenger RNA of Populus trichocarpa (black cottonwood), 1784 nucleotides long. RefSeq lists its product as uncharacterized. NCBI's taxonomy places the organism in Eukaryota, Viridiplantae, Streptophyta, Magnoliopsida, Malpighiales, Salicaceae. The record is from RefSeq and is a predicted model, not a curated record. The transcript is spliced from 4 exons. Bases 354 to 1469 code for a protein of 371 amino acids.
UAGACAGAGGGAGAUUGAAGAACACAGAAUCUUAAAAAAGACGCACGCACAAACUUCCACUUGUGACGCUUUAAAUGAAGAUUUUCUAUUUUUAAAAAAUCUUAAAAAUCACAAAUAAAUAGAUCUUCUUCACGAGCCUCUACCUCUCUACCCAUACCUGUCAGACCUUACCUGUACCAAGAGCUAUUUUUGGUGCUUUACAGUUUGUACUGUACAUACAAAGCCUAGAGCGAGAGAGGCUACAGAGAGAGACAGCCCACGAUCUAUGCAUCUUCCUUUUUCUUUUUUCCGGGUUUGACAGCCCCACAAGAAAUAGAUUUUUGAGUAAUUAAGGGCUAAAGCUAAAAUCAAUCAUGCCAUCAGGUGCUAAGAAGAGGAAAGCUGCCAGGAAAAAGAGGGAAAAGGAGGUCAGCGACAGCUCUUCAAUCAGCAGCAACAAUCCUCAAGGAAAUGGUGAUCCAAAAAGCCCUGAUGAGAGAGAGAGUGAUGGUGGUGAGAUUGGUUCCCCUGUAUCACUGGACCAACAUAACCACCAGCAUCCAUUUAAUGAGGGUAAUGGAGAAUCUGAGAAAGGAGGCCCAUCACCUGCCAAUUCAUUUGCCCACCAGAACAAGCCCAUGGAGGGAGUCCCUGGGGAUGCAGAAGGAAGCCAUAAAGUUGAACCAGAGGACAACAGUGCUAUUAAAAUUGAGAGAGAGGUGAACUCUGAGCAAAAUGUGGAAAGUAAAGAUAUUAUUGAGCAUGUUGAUUGUCCAAAGGAAUCUCAUGAUGAAGAUGAUAGGAGCUCUAGCAGUAGUAGUUCCAGCAACGAGUCUCAAGUUUUCGAGAAGAAAUCAAAGGAAGCCAAUGAUGAGGAAAAGGAAGUUGUUUUUGAGAAGAAAUCAAAGGAAGCCAAUGAUGAGGAAAAGGAAUUUGGUUCUUUUUCUAAAGAGGUGAAGCAGAUCCCUGAAAAUGGGAAACCAGUCAAGGAAGUUAAUAAUAAUUCAGUCUUGGAAACUGCUUCAGCUAUUUAUUUGGUGAAUCCUGUGGUGCCCAUUUCUGAGACAGUGAAAUUUGUUAUGGAGAGGGCUCAAGUUGAAAAUUCAGAGGUUCUGGAAGUGGUUGAAUCUGGUUUUGAGGAAAAUGAGGACAGAUUGUUGCCUAUAUCCAAUGAGGUUGUUGAAGUUUCACCAGCUAUUGUUGUGCCAAAGAAAAAUGAAGAUGAAGUUAUUCCCAUCUCAGAUGAGAAUGUUGGGGCAUCUUCAAAUGUGGUUGGUUCUUCGGUAUAUGGAAAUUUAGGGAAAACAUUGGCAUCAUCAGACAGUCAUUCCACUGAAACUGGUAAUGGUGCAGACAAAAACAAAGACACUGAUGCUCUUGAAAGUACUGAAAACCAGCUUCUUCUUGCUUCUGCUCCACGAGUAGCAGAAAGAACAUCUUGGAUGGGUUGCUGUGGUUUAUUUGAUGUUUUUACAGGCACCAACAGAUAAUUUCAGAAAUGAGCGCGAGCUUGAGGAAGCUGUCAUGAACCGGGAGUCUGAGAAGGAUUUGGUUUGUAGUAGUUUGAGAUAACAGGAGUAAGAAUCUUUUGGAAAGUUUUCCCAAACAAUAAGUGCAGAAAACCUGUAUAGGUAAAACAAUUAUAUAAACUUUUGCAAACAGUGAGUUUCAAUAUUGGAGGGUAGCUUAUUUUACCAAACCUAAGCCUCAUUUUCUUGUUGAUUUUUGAUUGUGUCAGUAUACCGGGUGUUGUAUGAUGUUCAUUUUUUACCAGAUUGAUGAUAUGAAACUCACCAUUCCAAGUA